GUAUAGAAUAUUAAGUUUGCUACUUUGAAAAGAAAAAAAAAAUGGCUUCCAACAUGGCAAACCCUGCUAACCAUCUGCCAUACUUCUUUGGCAACAUUACACGUGAAGAAGCUGAGGAGUAUUUGAUGCAGGGAGGACUGAGUGAUGGACUAUACUUGCUCCGACAAAGCCGGAAUUACCUGGGGGGCUUUGCCUUAUCCUUAGCCCAUGGAAGGAAGGUUCAUCACUAUACGAUUGAGAGAGAGCUGAGUGGCUCAUAUGCUAUUGCAGGAGGCAAGUCGCAUGCCAGUCCUAACUAUCACUCAGAGGAAGCAGAUGGCCUUAUCUGUCUACUGAGAAAGCCUUUCAACCGACCACCAGGUGUUGAACCCAAAACAGGACCCUUUGAAGAUUUAAAAGAGAACCUCAUCAGAGAGUAUGUCAAACAAACUUGGAAUUUGCAGGGGCAUGCUCUUGAACAAGCUAUCAUUAGUCAAAAGCCUCAGUUGGAGAAGUUGAUUGCCACUACAGCCCACGAGAAGAUGCCGUGGUUCCAUGGGAGGAUCUCUCGGGAAGAGUCAGAGCACCGUAUCCUCAUUGGGUCAAGAAACAAUGGAAAAUUUCUUAUCCGAGAAAGGGAUGGCAAUGGUUCCUAUGCCCUGUGUCUGCUGAAUGAUGGAAAAGUACUGCAUUACCGUAUUGACAGAGAUAAGACAGGAAAGCUCUCCAUACCGGAUGGAAAAAAAUUUGACACCCUCUGGCAGUUAGUUGAGCAUUAUUCAUACAAACCAGAUGGAUUAUUAAGGAUUCUUACCAUUCCCUGUCCACAACUUGGCUCAGAAAAUGAUAAUGUUUUUAACACUCGUCCUCCUCUUCCUGGAACUCCUUCUACGUUUCAGUCAACUAUUAGCCACUCACCUGAUGAAGCACCUUUUAAUCCUUACGUGCUGCAGAGGAAGAGAGGUCUUACAGUAGCAGAUAAAGGUGAUCAGAGAGAGGCCUUACCCAUGGAUACUGAGGUCUAUGAAAGUCCGUAUGCUGAUCCAGAUGAAAUGAAACCAAAAAAUGUCACUCUUGACAGGAAAUUGUUAACCUUGGAGGAAGGAGAACUUGGCUCUGGCAAUUUUGGUACUGUAAAGAAAGGAUUCUAUAGAAUGAAAAAGUAA
Molecule: messenger RNA, 1145 nt
Organism: Apaloderma vittatum (bar-tailed trogon)
Lineage: Eukaryota; Metazoa; Chordata; Aves; Trogoniformes; Trogonidae
Product: tyrosine-protein kinase SYK-like
Exons: 7
Coding region: 42-1145 (367 amino acids)
Molecular function (GO): non-membrane spanning protein tyrosine kinase activity
Source: RefSeq, a predicted model, not a curated record